AAAGAGAAGAGAAUAAUAGUGAUCAGUGUGCAAAAAUCAUUUAUUGCGAAAAUUUCUGCUUCUGAUAGUGUUUAUCAAUUAAUAUUAAUCGAUCAGUUAGAUAGCAACACAUUGCGACAGAUUGAUAUCCAACAUCGAGGGAUGUGGACCUCGAUAAGAAAGUGCCGAUCUUAAAGGACCUCUCGAGGAUUCCGAAAACGAUAUAAGAUUUGAGAGUUGGUACCGGAAAUCAUGAGGGCAAUAUUGCUUUGUGCGCUCACGUGCGCAGUGUUAACUGCCGUGCGAGGAGAAAUUAGCAAGGAUCAUGCGCCAUGUGGCCGUAUCAAAUGCAAGGUUCCAGUGGAAAGAAAAUUCAAAUACCAGAAGGAUAUUCAUUACGUGUACUCAUACUCUGUGGACGUAAGCACAAAUCUGGGUUAUCAUCAGACAUUGCCUCAUCAUCUCGAAAACGAUUCGGCCUUGCAUAUCGAUGCUACUCUGUCCGUGCAUUUCAGCAGUCCCUGCGAAGGUACACUUAAGAUUCUAAACGCCAGCAUCAGCCACGAUCGCAGCACGUAUAACGUCGAGUUCCCCGAUCAUACCGGCUAUGAGUUUAAGACCAGUCUUGAGCGUUUUACACUGAGAUUUACAUUCGACGAUGGGUUAAUCCACGAGCUGUGUCCGAACCGGCGGGAACCGGUCUGGACAUUGAACCUGAAAAGGGGCAUGCUAUCGAUGCUGCAGAACAGCAUGCGGCGCUUCGACGUGGACCACAAUGCUAACGAAGUGGACGUUUAUGGCGCCUGCAAUACUGAAUAUCGUUUGUACGAGGCCAAGCGAACCAGCCUAAUUGUAAAGAAGAGCAAAGAUCUGGCCGACUGCCAGAACGGUCCCAAGUACUUCUCCGUAGUGCAAUCGAAUCCUUAUAGAAGUCCGCGAAAGCUACAUGGUCAAGACAGAUUGUUCAAAUCACGCAGCGAUUGCGAAAUUACGAUUGAUCAUAACGUUUACGAGAGAGUAGUCUGUGACGAGAUGCGAUUGCUACAACCACUCUCCAAUGGCGACAAAGCUGGUGCCAGGACCGAUUCUCGGAUGAUUCUUCAACUGAUUCAGGAGAUAAAGGAGACGGAUUUUUUCCAGGAAUCCGAAGAGGAUGAAGAUAUUGAUGAUGAAGAAAAAGACGAAGAUAAUUUUAUUCGAGGUGCAUCUGUCACAAAGAGAACCACGUUGCUAUAUGACCAUACAAAGAUGCCGAAGACUAUGCACGGCGAGUUACGAACCUCCCGAGAUUUAAUGAAGAGCAUGUGCAGACUCGCGGCAAGCGCUGAUGAUUUGCAACAGAGAUUCGCUGAAAUGUUUACCAAUUUCAUUCAUUCGGCUCGUUUUCUAGAUUAUCCCCUGUUGUCGCAGCUGUUCUCGAGAGCUAAUAACAUUUGCAAACAUGGAAAAAAGCAUGUUGUUGCUGCACUGCCACACCUAAACAGCAACGCCGCGGUAAAUGUGAUGAAGGAUCUGAUAAUGAAGAAAUAUGUUAAUCAAGCGACUAUUAAUGAUUGGAUCAUUACUUUUGCUUUAUUCCCGCAACCGGAUCACGACACCAUCAAAGCUCUCUCGCAGUUACUGGACUUUCAGCAUCAAAUUCCCCAAGCCCAGUUUAUUCUCAGCUACUCCACCAUUAUUCACACGUAUUGUAGAAACAACGAUAACUGUAUCGAUUUGGAAGAGGUGGACGCGUUCCUGUCGCAUCUUCAACAGAAAAUCUCACGAGGUUGCGCGCCCCGUCUUCAUUCUCCUCUUGUGACGAAAGAAACAUUGGAAGCUUUGAAGGCGAUUGGUAACAUGGGGCUUGAAACAAAGAAUUUGCGAAGAGACCUGAAAAAAUGCAUAGAUGACACUGGCGGUUUCUUACCCAUGGAAAUUCGCGUUGCCGCCGUUGAUGCUCAUCGUAGGCUGUCGUCCUGUGAAGAGACAAGAGAUCAAUUUUUCCUUGAUUAUUAUCGCAAUACAACAUUAGACACAGAAAUUCGUAUUGCCUCUUACUUACAAGUAAUACGUUGUCCUGAUUACAACGUUAUUAAAACCAUCAAGCAUGCUCUCAAAAUGGAAGAAGUCAACCAAGUCGGUUCUUUCGUAUGGAGUCAUUUAACGAAUCUCUACAACUCCGCCUCACCUACUAGAGUCGAGAUUCAAAGUUUGCUAACAGAUCGAGACAUCGAUAACAAGUUCAACAGCGAUAUUAGAAAGUUUUCGCGUAAUUACGAAAACUCUUUCUUUUCUGAAGAAUAUAAUAUCGGCGCGAAUUAUCAAACAAAUUUGAUUUUUUCGCCAAAAUCAUACGUGCCGCGAUCGUUCACAUUCAACGUUACCGCUGAUCUCCUCGGCCAAUCCGUGAAUUUAUUUGAAAUUACUGCACGAAUGGAGGGCCUGGAAUAUUACGCGGAAAAUCUUUUUGGUCCAAAUGGCAUGUACAGCAACGAAAGAAUCUCGAAUCACCUUCGGAAUUUCCUUAGAUAUUUCAGAUCGGCAUCAGAAAAGGAAAAUUACUGGGAUGAUGUAAAACGGCUGCCUAAUGUUAUCGAUAACAAUUUCGAUCACCCGAAAAUUAGCCUUGGUUAUAAGAUAUUCGGAAAUGAGUUGAAGUUUACGAUGCUGGACGGCGACAAGCAAGUGAUGUCCGCACUGGCGAAUUUCAAUCCUUGGCAAAAGAUAAAAGAGUUUUUGGCCAUGCAAGAAAUCCUCUACGAAAGGACUGGGAUGUUCUUGGAUUCCUCUUACGUCGUGCCAACAGGAUCCGGUUUGCCGAUUCGCUUGGAUUUCGCUGGUUCCGCGGCUUGUAAUUUCAAGAUUUCGAAGAUACUCAAUGAUGCUCGACUAGCUAACAGAGAGUUCCAGCUCACAGCCAAUAUUACUUCUAGCAUAAGUGCUGACAUAGUAGGCACGAUGACUGUCGAUGCUUUCUACAAAUCUGCCGGACUUAAGUUGCGAACUAAUAUUUACUCUUCCGGAACAAUGCAGCUUCAUUUGAACGUAAAUGACACCCGUUUAGUGCGGGUGAGUCUGGGCUUACCAGAUCGCAACGUAGAUGUGCUCUCGUUGCUCUCGGACAUAGCUUUCAUCAAAGUUAAAGGUGCCGAAAUUGAAGAAAAGUCUCUGGGCAUCUUGGUAGCCGAUCAAAACCAAAAGAAUUCGCGACAUCCGAUAGUCAUACCUAAAAAUAUCAUCAGCAACACCACCUGUAGCUGGGCCGCCUUAAACAGGCUGAUAGGUUUGAAAAUGUGCACUGACUAUCAAUUCACGAAUGUGACCAAGGAUACCAAAGCGCCUUAUUUCAUCUUAAAUGGAUUCACGCUCUUCAAAAUCUCGUUGCUUAAGGACGAUCCAACUGCUAAGAAUUACGUAUUGGAGUAUAAUUGGAAUAAAACUCAGAAACAUAGCACGUUUAAAGUGAUAUUUGAUACACCUGGCUCGCAAGUGAAUAGAGAAAUAAGCGCUAUUGUCGAUUUUGAUAUAAUAAAUAAUAACGUUACCGCUUUAGUCCAUUCGGCCGGUAAUUCUUUGAUUGCUAAAGGCACAUACAAACGUUCUGAAGAUGAGACUUUCAUAGAUAUCGGUUUCGAUAUCAAUGGUACGAAACACUUAGAUGCCAGCGUGGGUUACACGAGAAAGAAGUUCAAUAAUGGAUACACUUAUCAUCCUAAAGUCUAUCUAACUAUCAAUAAUGAACGCAUUGCUGCCAUUUCAGGUGCGAUAAGGAACGCGCAAAAAAAUAACAUCUCUCAAUUCGACAUAGACUUGACUUUUCAAACAAAGCGAGUCUGGAGCAAACUAAUCGGUUACAUCGUUCAACGAAACAUCAGCCUGGCCGGCGAUUUCCAACUAGAUUAUCAGCUGCAACGUAUGCCGAAGAAGGAAACUCUCCAUCUGGAGAUCUCGCUAUCUAACCGCUCGUCGAAAACGCUCACACACAAGACUGCAGAACUGAAGCUGCAAUCCACUGCCUACCCGCAACUUAAUACUGUGAUAAGCGCUUGGUAUCAACAAGCUCUCGGCCACUUAGAGCUGCACGCCGAAGUGAACUCGAAUCCGCAUCUCAAGGACGAUCGGCACAAACUCACGGCGCAGCUUAUCGUCUCUUACUCGAAGAUGUACUUUCAAAACCAGGGCACAAAGGUCAGCAUGCUGAUAGCCGUCACCAAACCCAUCCAGAACCUGGAUCUCAAGAUGGGCAUCAAUCAUUACGCUCUCGGCGCCGAAUCAAAGACCAGUUUGCUUAUAGGAUAUGCACCGGGGAAGGAGAUUAGUCUGAUCGUCAAUAUCAUUAUGCCGCGUAAUCUGCUGUUCUCCAUAGAAGGCCACGUGAACCUGACAAUUCCGAAUUUCAACUCAAUGUUGAUCGACGCACGUAUCAACGAGCGAUCACGACGUGAGUACGAACUGGAUUUCUCCGGCACGUGGUUCAGCGGUCACAACAUAACCGCGCGUGGAGCUUACUCAGAUCGAUCGUCGGCUGUCAUCAUCAAUCAUCAUUUGAAAAUGAUCUUCAAGUCGCCGAGCUUUGUUACUCCAAUUCUACUUAACUGCUACUUGUAUCAGAAUCAUAGUGACCUCAGAGUCAGUUUAUAUGCCGAACAAAUAGACUACGAUAAGUACGCCUUUGUAUUGAAUCAUACAAUGUUGUCGACAACCAGUAUAAUGUCAUAUAUAGAAGCCAGAUACCGCGGUAACGUGUAUUCAGCGAUGACGAACAUCGACACCACGCGAGAAAUUCGUUUAGAGCUGCAUUUAGACAAAUGGCGGGACGUACAUCUGACCUUAAGCGGCAUCAACGAAGAGAACCGGCAAGAGUUGGCAGCGGAGCUCAAGUGGGACGCCAAUAGGGAUCCCGCUUUAAAACUUGGCACAAUGUUACAAUUAAGUAAAGUAUACCUGAUGGAACCAGCUUUAUCCGGGAUCAAGCGAAACGCGAUAAUAACAUUGACUUAUCCGGGUCGACUAAUAACUGGUUCUUGUGACUUGGUUAUACGUAAUCCACAUAGUUAUCUGAUAGACGUUACUGUGAAUUGGAGUCCGGAGAAUGAAAUCAAGGCGUCGAUUAGCGCAGACUAUGAUGUACAGCCAGAAAUGACAUCUGCCAAAUUGGAGUCGCAACUGUUAAUGCCUUUUGAACAGUGGAAAAAGACCGCCUUAAAUGUGAGAUAUCUACAAUUGCCAGACAAAAUCCUAGCUAGUAGCAGCGCUUACUGGAAGGACUCCCAGCACGUCAUAACAGAAUUCUAUGCUAGCGUGAAUGAGUAUGAAGAUUUGAAAGAAUGGACGGCAAAUUAUGGCUUGACCAGCACUGUACACUCCAACUCGUGGAUGACUGUAAACGUCACUCACAAGAUGCUACGCUCGGAAACAAUUGAUACACAUGUGCUGAUUAAGUAUAAUCCCGACAAAACGAUUGAUGCGCGCAGCAUCUGGCAUUUAGACAAGGAAUCAGACAAUGUGUUCAAUCUUACUGGCAAUCUGCACCUGUAUUCGCCUUUGGCAAACUACCGAAAGAACGAACUCAAGUGCCAGUUGCGUCUCAUGACUAACUGGAUGUUCUUUGGCGCGGCUAAUCUCGAGCUGGAUAAACGCAAGUACACCGGCCGCCUAAUCGGCGACCUAAUACGCUGGAAGGAAUCUAAAGUAGAGUUUAAUGUUACCACGCCGUUAGAGAAGUUCGCUUUCGUUCGUGGCAGAUUCGGUCUGUCGGAGAGCAACCGGCAUGCAGUGGCAGAGAUUAUCACGCCGAAUGGUCCGCUGGGCGUCGAGGCGCUAUGCCAGCUCUUCACUGUCGCUUACGACUUUAACAUCAAAUUCAUGUUAGCAACGCCCAUCGAGGUGCUGCAAAAGGCACUGAUAGUGGCCAAACUAAAUAGGCGCGAGGCUGACUUCAGGAUCGGUUACAACAAUAUCACGGCAGGCUUUCUCGGUACUUGGCACUAUCACAACAUUACCAAUUUUGAUUAUAGCUACAUAGUGCUCACGCCAUUGGAGGGUCUGCACGAAUGCGGGGUGAUCACCAAAUUUAUUGUGGUACACACGGAGGCCGAAAAUAUGCUGGACAUAGACAUGGAAUUCUCGUUGAGACUGGCAAACAAUAAACUUGGUAUCAAGGCUAAGGGCGGACCAAAACCUCCGCCUGUUAAGAUUCCAUUGAAACCGGGAAUUAUAUCCACGACAGACGAUCCUAAUGUCGAUGAGUCGGCAGAGGAAGAGGAAGAAGAGGAAGAAGAUGAGGAUGGUCUCUAUUGGCGAGGAGAACUGCAGAUAUGGCUCAUAAUAAUCCCGGAUAUAUCGGGAGAGUUAGAUAUUGAUACUGAAGGCGAUACUUAUAAGAUCCAAAGCACAAUACAAUUGCCACCCGGCAAAAUCAUCAUAUACGACAGCUUUUCCAUGGAAGAUGUUUUUCAUAUAAAUAAUGAUCUACAUAUUGAUUUAACGUUUAGCAGUAUCAAAGAGAUAGCAUCAUUUUAUAAAUUUUUAAUCGAUCUUGAAAAACCGACCUAUUUUAUGGAAAUGAUCGUGAAUGUUAGGAAAAAUACUACAUGGAUCGAGACCGGAUUUCAUGGCAAUUAUACGUAUCAAAUCGAUACGAAUAAUACGAAGGCGCAUUUGGUAAAAUUAAAUAUAAAAACACCUUUGGAAUUUCUUAAAGACUUUCGUAGCAGCGCAAUUGUAGAGAUCGAAGGCAAUCUAUAUAGAAGUACAGUUACGAUUCGUGGAAAUCAAUUAAACAUAGAUUUAUUAGGAAAUAUAAAGCUAGAGAAAGCUUUGCUUGAUAUGAUGAUUUCUGGUGCAAUCGAUUCACCUGUUAUAAAAAUACCAAAAACUACAAUCGCCGCGAAAAAGGAUUUUACAGGAAAUAGAAAGCAACUUAAAUUCAAUGCAAGAAUGGAAGAGCCUGUAUCAAAAUACACGUCUUUCGAGUCCGCUUGGCAAAUAGAGGAGCAUCUUGUAAAAGCUUCUGCAAAACUGGAAAGUUGGAUAAAAGUUUUAGAGUCGCUGGAAGCUGACGUUCUAUACAGUAAUGCGAUUCGUGUAAACAAUACUGCUAAAUUAAACGUAUGCGUAACGCAUCUUGGCGAUCAGGAAUAUCAGCUGACUGGAAACUUAAGUAAUGGCAAGAUUGAUGCCGAUCUACAUACGCCGCUGUCGCAAGAACCUCAUUUCCAGUUCCACGGAGAUCUAAGACAGAUCAACGAAUCGUUGUAUGAUGUUAGGGGAGAAUUAAAGGACCAGUUGCAAGCAAAAUCUUAUGAUGUUAGCUCUGUCAUCUUCGUGCAGGAUGACACUUUAACUUCGAUAGAUGUUAAAGCCGAGCCGAAAAGCUCGAACACCGAUCGACUCAUUUUGAGAUUGAAGAGAAAGACGUACGGUCUUUUGCUGGAUGUCGACGGUGGAUCUUUUAAUGGUACUGUCGACGCAAACAUCCUCAACAAUUUUAAUUGGGACGUGAGAGCUCGCACGGAUAUCAAAAAAGCUACUAAAGUAGAUAUUUAUCAGCUGAAUACUUUUAUGAAUGUGCAAGUAAAUGGCAACACCACUCUUUACAUUCAAGUCGAAACACCUUGGAAUGAUAGCAGGAUUGUGACGGUGAACGGCAAUAUGAUGCUGACCAACACGAGUGGUGACGCUCGGCUAAAUCAUCGAUUGAAUGACGAUCAGUGCCAUGCGGCUAUUCAAUGGAAACUGAUCUACAUGGAAGACAUGUUAAUGAAAUUGAUCGCAGGAUAUGAUACCGCGGAUUUGGGCGAGAAGGAGCUGUCGACUCACGUGUUCUUCAAGAAUCUCGGUCGGUUGUACAGAAAUAUCGAUAUGGGCUUGGAUUUGGACAUCGAUCGAAAAGCGUGGGAGUUCGAGACAAACGCGACCAUAGGUUUCCGCAAUAAGCAAAACUUGGACGCGGUGUUCGUUGUGAAAUUGCCACCUCCAAAUAAAGACGAUCAUCGGUUCUUGAUCAGUUAUCAUACUAGCAAGGACAUGCAAGACAUUUCUUACGUGCUGGGCUACAACGCUAUUAAAGCGAAGAGUAAUUAUGCUUCGGAUGGAUCGGUUCGUAUGGCUACGCGCGAUAUUAAUGGGCACUUCCGAUUGACAUGGGGUUUAUUGCCGACGGAAUCUGUGAACAAUCUCUUUAAUAUCACCUUCGAUAAAAAAGAAAUCGAGCUCAAGUAUUCUCUGUAUACGCCGAGAUUUUUGCAAGAAGAAACGCUUGUAUUCUUUUUUAGUUAUGACGGUAAUUCCGAUGAACGAAAUUUAAUUAAUGCCGAUCUCUUUUAUCCUCCAAGACAGCAGAUUGGAACCGCAAGGAUAUUUUAUGAAAGUUUAAUCAACGUUAACGGAACCAUUAAUGCUUCGAUAUCUACGCAAAAUUUAUUAUUCGCCGGAUGCAAUUUUAUUGUACUUACUACUUUAAAGCAGAAUAAGAGAUUCAUCGAGUGCUUCUGGCCUAAUAAUAAUACGGCUUUGCUCAACUCCGAUUACAUUUAUUACAGCGAACGAUUAGAUUCGAAUCUAGAGGGUAUUCUGCACAUAGAAGUUCCUCUGAAUGCUCGUCAUAUCGGUCAUCUAACUUACGGCUACAAGAAACGUCCACAGGUUACUACGGGCCAUUCGAUCUUGACCUACAACGACCAGAAAGUGCUAGAUACUCAAUAUAAUUCAAAGAGUGAAUCCCGGGCUGGCUACGAUAAAGAUCGUAUUCAAAUUACCGUGGAGAACAUCUACAAGCCCAUAGGCAUCAUCUACGUAAACCAAUACGAGUACAGCGGUGGAAAUGAGGGAACCAAUUAUCCCACCGUCGAGUUCAAGCAAGUGAACAUUUAUCGGUUAGACAACAGCUCGGCCUUCAACAUCGCCGGCGAAUCCAAGAUCCGGACUACCCAUACCGGCCAGGACAUCCAUUUGAAGGCGAUACACUCGAACAAGACGAUCCAGCUAAAGACGGACUAUCAGGUACUACCUGGCGAGUUUGAUCAGAACACAUGGUUAAGUCUAGCCGAGGAUGCCUGGGUGUCUUAUCAUGUAAACAUCCUGAAUAAAACCACCGAGGACAUGGACAAUCAGUUCAUCAUUCUUAAUUUAUCCUAUCCCUUACGAAACUUUACUGUAGACGGCUCGUAUAAGAUCACCAGCAACGAAAUAAGCUCCGAAGCGAACUUGCAAUGGGAACGCGACGACGAGAAGUCGAGGAUCGUCGGUGCGGCCUUUAAUUGGACAAAUGUCAAUAUCACAUCCAUGGAACCUAACCAACAGCAAGUCGUUUUAAAUUUUCGGCACCCGACCUUCGAAAAGAAUGUCACGUUAAAGGGCAUACUGAUGAAAAGAGAUCGCAGGGACUUAUUAAACGCCGUCUUCGCCGCGGAUUACUCCACCAACGAGGACAAGUUGUUGACGUUGUCCGCCUUGUUGAGAGAUGAGAGCGAUGCAUCGAACAGGAAGUAUCUCUAUAAAAUAUGGGGCAAGCAUGUCAACACCAGAUUAGAUCUCGAUGUCGAAGGAUUUGUUCGCAGACAAGGAUAUGUAUUGCUCGAAACGGUAAAUCACGCUCGAUACACGCGCGGCUAUAUGUCGAGCGAAACUGGAGAAUUGAUCGGUCGAAUCGAUCGGAAAUUGAGAGAGAUAUUCUUCCGGCGAGUAAACAAUGACGAGAUUAAAUAUUUCACGAUUGGUUAUUAUCCUUCAUCUUCUCGUUACGUCGUGAAUGGUAGCGCAAUCAAUACGCCAGAACUCAAUGCUACCGGCUUUUUCUUUUUGGACCCUAGUGAGAAGCUUAUCUGGGCAAUGGUUAAUUACACGCCCGAUGCACGAGUGAGUCUAAGAAUGAAUGGCAAUAUUCCGGACGCUCGAAAUGCCAUAUUUAACAUUUGGAGAACCUACGACGACGAUUUAAUAAUUUCGGACGUUUCUUUUUAUCUGAAAUUAAAUCACUCGAGACUCGUUACCUCAACUUUGCGAUGGCGGCCCGAACUCAAGAGUGAUAUCAUUACUACUGUAAAAACGACCUUUAACGAAAUGUGUGAAAGUGUAAACAAUGAUAUCGAUUAUUGGAAACAAUAUAUAAAAAAUGAAGUAAUAGAUUCCAUUACGGAUGUGUGGGAGGACGCUCAGCAGGAUAUUUCAGGAUUUCUUGACGAUUGGUAUGAUCUAAAAAAUCUCGAGCAUGACUUUGAAGAUCUCAAGGUGUAUUUGAACGAGUCUUAUAAUGCCAAUCAUUUCUACAUCAAAGAUAUCGUUAGUAUCGGGGUAUACGCCAUCGAUGAACUGUCCCUGCGAAGUCAUAUUCAGUCUCUUCCCAACAUCCUCAACGAGAUCUGGGAAAUAAUGGGCGAAUCCGGCGAAGCCUUGCGAAAUUCAUUGCUCUGGCUGAUCGAGACCAUCAAAACCGCUUAUCGCAAAGUAUCUGAGAUUGUCGUUGCUGUGUUGAGAGGCGAAUCGGUAUCGCAGGUGACGGAUAUAAUUGAGAAGCUGAUCGAGAAAUACGACAUGUUCAUCAAAGAUCUGCACGUGUCUUUCAUCAAAUACAUUGAGAAUCUUUGGAAUACAAUUUUUUCCUCCAUCUCGGAACAAUGGUAUCGCUUCUUGAAGUUAAUGGAACCUAUGUUCAUCCGAUUCAUUCAUUAUCUCGAGACGGUCGUCUGGAAAGCAAGCAAAGAGAUGCUCGAUUUCCUGUAUGACCGUAAAAAGGAGAUUAUCACGUCGCCGUAUUUCGAUCGAUUUGCCAACUUUUCUCAGGACAUUGACAAGAUCUAUCGCGACAUCAAAGCGAACGAUAUAGUGACCAAUGUGCACAAAUAUUCGGGUCUGGUGAUACAAUUCUUAAAAGAACGCUAUUUUGCCUUUGUGCCGUUCGGCAAAGAACUUAAAGACGUCAUAGAUGAAAUUAUAUCGGAAUUGAAAGAGCUUCGAAAAUUACCGUCGGUCAACUACGCUUUGGAGAAACUUGAGCAGAUGUACGAUAGGAUCGGCUACUUCUGUGAGUACUUCGAAGUCAAGGUUAAGCUAGAGAGUUUUAUCCGGCUGGUGCAUUCCAAGAUGAUGGACAUCAGCCAGACGGCGUUACAAACUGAAAGUCGCUACAGGGAAGCUAAGACCAUGUUCAUCUUCGAUCCUAAUCAGGGUCUGAUGUGCCUAGAGCAGAAACUGCCCAUGUCCUGGCAUGCCUUUAAUCAGACGCCAGAAUUCCACGAGAUACCAGAAAUCAGAGCAAUCGCAAACAUCAAGAAGUAUUUUGUCACCUCGAACACUACUUUCUGGAGUCUUUACUAUCAGUACAAACCGUACUCGGAGCUGUCAAACUGGUUACCGCCGUUCAAAGCGCAAGCCAUGAUUAUCGGUUCUCGUCAUUAUAUCACUUUUGAUGGACGUUACUUUGAUUUUGCCGGAAAUUGUACCUAUUUGUUAGCGAAGGAUUUUGCACACAAUACUUUUGCGAUUCUGGUGAAAUAUAAUAUACAAGCAGAAGAAAUCACUCACCAGAUCAUAGUAUUGAUCGGAAACAGCGCUAUCGAAUUGGAUCUCUUCAACGAUACAAUGAAGCUGAUCUCCCAAUCAUCCGGCACUACAAUGAAUCUGCAGCUGCCGAUCGAGUUGGACCAUGGCACGACGUACGUUUACCAAGUGGAGAACAUGGUAACGGUGGAACGCAAGCACAACCAAUUCCGGCUGGAAUGUAAUCUCAAGUUUAAUUUGUGUACCUUGGAACUGUCAGGCUGGUAUUACGGAAAGACGGCCGGUCUUUUCGGCACGAUGAACAACGAACAAUUCGACGACACUCUGGGAUCGAACAAGCUGUUUUUAAAGGACACCGGCAGUUUUGCUCACAGCUGGUCUAUUGAUGAGGAAUGCACUGACACGACGAAUCAUGCUAACAAGAUCCUACAUCAAGACAGCAUAAUAUCUGAGUUCUGCGACGAUCUGUUUGUGAACAAGAGCUCGGAGUUCGGUAUCUGUUUUGGCGUGAUCGAUCCGGCUGUGUACGCUAGGAUGUGCUUGAACAGUCUCACCGAAGCUGAGGCAUGCACGGUGGCGAUGUCGUACAUGCAGAUAUGCAUGUUCCGCGACACUUAUCUGAGAAUACCCGAUAAGUGCACCUCAUGCACUAUGAUGGACGGUAGUCAGGUGGCCGAAGGCCGUUUCAAACGGCUGGAGGAGGACAAAGUGCCCCGAUCGGCCGACGUGGUGUUUAUCGUCGAGGCAAAGAACUGCAAUCGCGAUAUGAAGUUGAAUAGCAGCAUGGAGUUGUUAAUUACACAGCUCGACAAGGAGAUGAAUGACCGAGGUCUCACGGAAAAUCGAUGGUCCCUGGUGAUCUUCGGCGGUGACAAAGUGCACGAUCGACCCAGGAGCAUCAUUCUCGACGGACAAAUCUUCACGAAGAACGUAGCACGUUUUAUCGAUUAUUUAAGCUACGUGCCAGUAGGCAGCGGCAGUCAAGACAUUUUCGCCGCGAUUGGAUUCGCUUCGCGGCUCGUCUUCAGGGCCGGCGUGUCGAAGACUUUCAUAUUGAUGCCAUGCUCGCAUUGCGAGCCGGAGAAUCAAACGUUGGAGUACUCGGUAUUACACCAAGUAUUGUUGGAACACGAUAUCACUCUGCACAUACUAAUGGAUGGCGAUUUCCAAUUCGAGAAGGAGAAGAUCGGUAAAAUCUUCUACGGCUUGGACGCGACCAAGUCGUACACCAAGAAGGACGCUCGAGUACUAACCGGCGACAAAGAUCUGCGAAGACAGGUCAAACUUUCCAAGAACGUGCUAGGCUACUGCACACCGCUGUCCUUGGAGACAAACGGCACGAUAUUCAGCGGCGACAAACUGCGUCUCGAGAAGUCGGCUUUAAUUAAAAAAUUCGCGAGCGUUUUCGCGAAGAGAGUCGCCCUUACAGCCGAGCCAAACAAGUGCCAAUUGUGCGAAUGUACCGCUGAUAAUAACGGCGUCACGCAAAUGGAAUGCAUGCCGUGUAUAUACCCAAUGCCCGUGCACGUGGAUUACGUGAGUGAAACUUUUAAUCUCAACGAAUCGCUCUCGAUGAUGCCGCCAUUAGAUAGUAUUGAUUAUGGCCAAAUCGAUAUAGAGGACGAUUGAAGAUAUAAUUAAAAUAUAGUUAGAUGAUAUUAGAUGCUAGAUAACUCGCCGGUAUUAAUCAUAUUUAUUUGCAAUAUCCUUUGUAAUAUAGGAUAAUAUGCUUACCUCCCUUCCCAAUCCAAAGUUUGUCUUAUAUUGGAGGCAAAAUAUAAAAAAUAUAUAUAUAAUAUCAAAAUCAUAUAUAUUUAUAUAUUAAUAAAAUAAUAUCACGAUA
Molecule: messenger RNA, 13303 nt
Organism: Formica exsecta
Lineage: Eukaryota; Metazoa; Arthropoda; Insecta; Hymenoptera; Formicidae
Gene: Apoltp
Product: apolipophorins
Exons: 26
Coding region: 232-13089 (4285 amino acids)
Biological process (GO): lipid transport
Molecular function (GO): lipid carrier activity
Source: RefSeq, a predicted model, not a curated record